GCGGUGCCCUCGUCUCCCCAAGGCACGGUAAACUACUCCCGGCGAUUUGUGCCCUCCUCGAUCUGGCUUCGAAACCCUAGGGCGGCAAUCAACGGCGGAGGCUCGUGUAGUGUGUGGUGUGCGGAAAGCCCUAGAUUCAGUGCGGUAGGGAGGGAUUAGGGAGCUGUGAGGUCUGGUUUUUUUGGGGGCGGCGAAAGGCAGAGACUUUGGCGGGCGUGCGGCCGAGGGAGAUCUUGGCGGUGGCGUUUGGGGUUUAGAAAUUAGGAUUGAAAGGUGUGGCUGCCCAUGCGAUUGGGUUGUUUUUGAUGCCGCCAGAACCAUUGCCUUGGGAUCGGAAAGACUUCUUCAAGGAGAGGAAGCACGAGAGGUCGGAGUCCCUUGGCUCUGUGGCACGAUGGAGGGACUCGCCCCAUCAUGCACCUCGCGACUUCAAUCGUUGGCCUUCCGGCGAUUUUCGCAGACCGCCAGGUCAUGGUAAGCAGGGUGCUUGGCAUGUGUUUUCCGAUGAUUCUGGUCAUGGGUAUGGAUCGUCUCGGUCUGGUGAUAAGAUGCUGGAAGAUGAGAGCUUCAGGCCGUCAUUUUCACGUGGAGACGGAAGGUAUGGCAGGAACAGUAGGGAUAAUAGAGGGCCACCUUACAGCCAGAGGGAAACCAAAGGCCAUUCUUGGGAUGCCAGAAGUGGGUCUCCAAACAUGCCUGGGAGGCCAAAUCAUAAUGAACAGAAGUCGCAGGAUGAUAUGCUGACAUACUCAUCUCAUCAACCUUCCGAUUUUGGAAGUACAUGGGAUCGGAUUCAAUUGAAAGACCAGCUUGAUAGAAUGGGUGGUUCCACUGGUUUAGGUGCUGGCCAGAAAUGUGAGAGAGAGAACUCAUUGGGCUCAAUUGAUUGGAAGCCUCUUAAAUGGACAAGGUCUGGAAGCUUGUCUUCUCGAGUUUCGGGUUUCAGCCAUUUAAGUAGCUCAAAAAGCAUGGGGCCCGUUGAUUCCAAUGAAGCAAUGGUUAAUUCACAGCCAAAAAAUGCCACUCCAGUGCAGUCUCCUUCGGGAGAAGCUACUACUGGUGUGACAUCUGCUGCACCAUCAGAGGAAACAACUUCUAGGAAGAAGCCACGCCUUGGAUGGGGUGAGGGAUUGGCAAAGUAUGAGAAAAAGAAAGUCGAGGUCCCUGAUGCUAGCAUGAACAAUGAUGGAGCUGUCUGUUCUGUUGGUAACACUGAACCUGCUCAUUCUUUGAGUUCAAGCUUGCCAGAUAAAAGCCCUAGAGUCACAAUUUUCUUGGAUUGUGCAUCUCCUGCAACUCCAUCCUCCGUUGUUUGCAGUUCUUCUCCAGGUGUGGAGGAGAAAUCAUUUUGCAAGGCAGUAAAUAUUGAUAACGAUAUUAGAAACGUUUGUGGUUCCCCAGGUCAUAUGUCCCAGAGUCAUCAUGAGGGAUUCUCAUUCCAAUUGGAAAAGUUGGAUAGUAAUUCUAUAGUUAACUUGGACUCAUCACUACUGGAAUUGCUUCAGUCUGAUGAUCCAAGUUCUGUGGAUUCUAGUAGUCGGAGGCCUACUGCAUUGAACAAGUUGCUCAUAUGGAAAGGUGAGAUUUCAAAAGUACUGGAGGUUACUGAGUCGGAAAUUGAUUCACUUGAAAACGAACUUAAGGCACUGAACUCUGAUUCUGGGGGCAGCUGCCCCCAUCCAGCAACUUCUAGUUCUUUGCCUGUGGAGGACAAGGAUAAAUCUUGCAAAGAACAUGUCACAAAUUUGAUUACUCUGCCUAUUGCGUUGCAAAUUCAUUCUUCUGGGGACACUGAUGUGCAGAAAAUGUGUGUUGACAACAGGGACCAGGUAGAGUUCUGCGGUAUUGUCAACGAUGAGGAUAUUGAUAGUCCUGGAACAGCUACAUCGAAAUUUGUUGAGUCAUUACCGUUGGUCUCUUCAUCUGAUAUGAUGAAUCAAACUGGUUGUUCUGAGGAUUGGGAUCCAAUCCAGACAACCAUAGGGGAAGAGACAUGCUCAGUGCCCAGCAGAUGUACAGAAAAGACAGACCCGUCUACUUGUGGAAAUAGUAGCAUGCUUUUGGAUAAGGAGAUAGUUGCACCGGCCUGUGGUGUAGUAGAUAAGUUAUCUGAUUCUAUAUUUUCGGCCAAUAAAGAAUUUGCAAGUAGAGCAUCUGACAUAUUUAGUAAGCUGUUACCAAAAGAGCAAUAUGAGGUUGAUCCAUCUGGAGUAAGUGUUCCAUCAUCCUGGAAGAAUGAUCCAUUGAUCAAAGAGAAGUUUGCCAAGAGGAAGCAACAUCUGAGGUUUAUGGAGAGAGUUGUAACCUUAAAAUUUAAAGCCUUUCAACACUUGUGGAAGGAAGACAUGCAUUUGCUUUCCAUGCGAAAAUGUCGUUCAAAAUCUCACAAAAACAUUGAGUUGAGCUUGCGAGCAACUAAUAAUGGGCAUCAGAAGCAUCGAUCUUCAAUUCGAUCUCGAUUUUCUACACCUGCAGGAAGUCUGAACCUGGUCCCUGCCACAGAGACUAUUAAUUUCACUAACAAGUUGCUGUCAGAUUCCCAAGUCAAGCUGUACCGGAACUCAUUGAAGAUGCCGGCCUUAAUCUUGGACAAAAAGGAGAAGAUGGCGACAAGAUUUGUUUCUAGUAAUGGUUUAGUUGAAGAUCCCUGUGCUGUUGAGAAUGAAAGGGCUUUGAUGAACCCAUGGAUGCCAGAAGAGAAAGAACUUUUCAUCCAAAAGCUAACCAUCUAUGGGAAGGAUUUCAGGAAAAUUGCUUCGUUUCUUGAUCACAAGACGACUGCUGACUGUGUUGAGUUUUACUACAAAAACCACAAGUCUGAUUGCUUUAAGAAAGCAAAGAAGAAACCUGAUAUGGCUAAACAAGAAAAGUCCUCGGCUAAUACCUACUUAAUUUCAAAUGGGAAAAAGUGGAAUCGUGAGAUGCAUGCUGCUUCCCUUGAUAUUUUGGGUGCUGCUUCAGCAAUUGCAGCUCAUGCUGAAAGUAGUACAAGAAAUCGACAGACAUAUUCGAGAAGGUUAAUUUUGGGAGGGUACAAGAAUACCAAUACAUCUUAUGGUGAUGAUACCAUGGUUGAAAGGCCUUGCAGUUUUGAUACUAUUGGCAAUGAAAGAGAAACAGCUGCUGCUGAUGUUUUAGCAGGUAUAUGUGGCUCGAUUUCAUCUGAGGCUGUGAGUUCUUGCAUCACUAGUUCCAUUGAUCCUGUUGAGUCUUAUCGGGAGUGGAAGUGCCAGAAAGUGGAUUCUGUAGUAAGGCGACCUUUGACACCUGAUGUAAUGCAUAAUGUGGAUGAUGAGACUUGCUCAGACGAAAGUUGUGGAGAAAUGGAUCCUUCUGACUGGACAGACGAGGAGAAGUCUAGCUUUAUUCAGGCAGUGUCAUCCUAUGGAAAGGAUUUUGCUAUGAUCUCGCGAUGCAUUAGAUCAAGGUCUCAGCAUCAAUGCAAGGUUUUCUUUAGCAAGGCUCGGAAGUGCCUUGGCCUUGAUUUAGUGCAUCCGCGGCCUGGAAAUGGAACAUCUGUUGGUGAUGAUGCUAAUGGAGGUGGGAGUGACGCUGAAGAUGCCUGUGAUCUGGAAACCGGUUCGGGUAUUUCCAGUGACAAGUCAGGCUGUAACAUGAACGAGGACUUGCCGUCAUCUGUCACAAACAUGAAUGACGAUGAAGCAGAUCCUGCGGAGAGCAUGAAAUUGCAAACAAGCCCACUCAGACCAGAGGAAAACAAUGCGAUGGCAGAAGUAGAUCAUGGAGAUGGUAAGCCUCUCAAAUUUCUUGCUUUUGGUGAUGACACUGAUAUCAUGGAUUCCGGUGCUAUGGGAGGUAAUGUGACUGAAAACGGAAUUUUGGUUGCAGAAUCACUAACUGUUGGUGAGGGAAUCAACUCUGACACACCUAAUCCUGAAUGUAUGGUUGGGGAAAAAUUGGUGGGUCAAAAUUCUUUUGAUCGAUUUGGAAAGGAGUUGGAGGGGGGAGAUGAAAGAACCAAUAGAGGUAAAAGUGGAUGUCACAUACCAGUUUCAGUACACGAUUUGUGUGGCAAUGCUUCUGACCAGGCAACCGAUGGUUCUUGUUCAGGUCUUAACCCUGAGUACCUGCAUGAAGUUUCUGUUGAGCUGAAUUCUGUGCAAAAGCCUUCAGUCAUCCCAUUGCCACUUGAGAAUCCUCUUGCGACUGCAGAUACAGCGGGACAAGAUUCUGCUGCCAUUGAAUGCGAGAAAUCCCUUGACCAAGAUAGGUUGUCAUCAACCCCGGAUCUGCAGGAGGGUAGAGAUCAUCAGUGUUCUAAAUCUGUUGGUGAGGAUGAUAGUCGCAAGCACUUGUCAGGUUUUCUGGUAUACACAAAUGUUGAACCUUCGCAAGUUAUCAGAGGCUAUCCAUUGCAAAUAGCAACCAAGAAAGAGACAAACGGGGAUAUAAGUUGUGGUAAUUUAUCUGAAGCUAAGCCAGACAGAAAUAUCAAUGGGCAUUAUAUGACACAAAAUGGCUUUCUUCAAUUUAGGAAUUGUAAGCCUUCAUGUUCUGAGGUUGAUUUUCCUCCUGUGCCCCUAAAGGUAGAACAACCAGGUGACUCUCGAAAAGCCCAUUCAUGGAGUUCGUCAGAUUCAGAUAAACCAAGCAGGAAUGGUGAUGUGAAACUAUUUGGUAAGAUACUUAGCAACCCAUCCAAGUCAACUUCCAGCAUCCAUGAGAAUGAAGAGGGAGCGCAUAACCAUCAAUUAAGCAACAAGGCAUCUAACUUAAAGUUCACUGGGCAUCACAGUGCUGACGGGAGUUCUCCCCUACUGAAGUUUGAUUGUGGUGGUUAUUUGGGCCUCGAGAAUGUUCCCAGGAGAAGUUAUGGCGGGUUUUGGGAAGGGAAUAAAGUGCGAACUGGUUUUUCAUCUUUUCCUGACUCAGCUAUCUUGCUGGCCAAGUACCCUGCAGCAUUUAGCAACUUUCCUACAUCCUCUUCCCAAAUGGAACAGCAGCCACUGCAGGCGGUUGUGAAGACCAGCGAUGGGAGUAUAAAUGGCGUGUCAAUUUUUCCUGGCAUGGAGAUUAAUGGUAGCAAUGGAGUUGUUGAUUAUCCGGUGUUUAGCAGGGGUCGGGAUGGUGGUGCCAAAGUGCAACCAUUUACAGUAGAUGUGAAGCAGCAGCGGCAAGACAUGUUUGAUAUUCCAAGACGAAAUGGGUUGGAUGCAAUCACGAGCUUACAGCAGCAAGGGAGGGCGAUUGUCGGGAUGAAUGUCAUGGGCAGGGGAGGGAUCCUUGUAGGGGGUCCAUGCACGGGGGUAUCAGAUCCCGUGGCUGCCAUUAGAAUGCACUAUGCAAAAACUGAGCAGUACGGGGGGCAGGCGGGGAGCAUUGUCGGGGAGGAAGAGUCGUGGAGAGGGGGCAAAGGGGAUAUAGGCAGGUAGUAGACGGUUGCAGGGGGGGCUGGGCCUGCCCAUUGGCGCACCCUCAGUGGCGAAUUGUUUAUUUGCUGCACCAUGUAUAAUAGUUUUUGGUUGAUGUUGGUUCGAUGCAGUCAGCGACAUAAUAGGCAAAAACGGACGGUUUAGAAGUCCCCGUCUAUUUCUUUUUCUUUUGUUUUUUGGGUAAAAUGCUUUUGUGUUUUUUAAUUUAUUAGGUGGUUGUAAUGUUGCAGCAGAAGCAGGAGCAUCUUGUAUUUGUUGUAUUUUAUGGAAAAAAAAAAAAAUACAGAAGUUGGGAAGAGGGAUGGAUGGAGAAAUAUUUAUUCCA
Molecule: messenger RNA, 5718 nt
Organism: Pyrus x bretschneideri (Chinese white pear)
Lineage: Eukaryota; Viridiplantae; Streptophyta; Magnoliopsida; Rosales; Rosaceae
Exons: 4
Coding region: 306-5393 (1695 amino acids)
Source: RefSeq, a predicted model, not a curated record